Messenger RNA from Hordeum vulgare subsp. vulgare (domesticated barley), 498 nucleotides. RefSeq names its product blue copper protein 1a-like. NCBI's taxonomy places the organism in Eukaryota, Viridiplantae, Streptophyta, Magnoliopsida, Poales, Poaceae. Gene Ontology annotation, cellular component: plasma membrane. The record is from RefSeq and is a predicted model, not a curated record. Bases 1 to 498 code for a protein of 165 amino acids. Gene Ontology annotation, molecular function: electron transfer activity. The transcript is spliced from 2 exons.
AUGGCGACCAAGCAGAUGCUCGUCGCUGUGCUCGCCACGGCCGCCCUCGCCUUAGCCCACCUCCCAGGGCUCGCCGUCGGCACGGAGCACAUGGUCGGCGACGACAAGGGCUGGACCCUCAACUUCAACUACACCGCCUGGGCCGACACCAAGCAGUUCGUCGUCGGCGACACGCUAGUGUUUAAAUACAACAGCGCCGCCCACAAUGUGGUGGAGGUGGGUGGACCGGACUUCCUCUCGUGCACCCAGCCGCCCAACGCCGUCGUCUGGGCCACCGGCGAGGACAGGGUCACGCUCGACAAGGCCGGACGCAAGUGGUUCUUCUGCGCCGUCGGCCAGCACUGCCAGAACGGCAUGAAACUUAAGAUCACCAUCCUCGAGACCGCAGCGCCGACUCCCCAACCGGAGCCGACCAACCCUGCCGGCAAGCUGCACGCGCGCUUCGGGGAGGCGGCCGCCGCGGUCACUGCUCUCGCCGCGGCUGUGCUCGUGUUCUAG